Tetrahymena thermophila SB210 is the source of this 297-nucleotide messenger RNA. RefSeq lists its product as hypothetical. NCBI's taxonomy places the organism in Eukaryota, Ciliophora, Oligohymenophorea, Hymenostomatida, Tetrahymenidae. The transcript has a single exon. The record is from RefSeq and is a predicted model, not a curated record.
AUGUUAUUAGAAUUCAAUUUAGAUUUUCCCUCAAGCAAUUACUCAGUUGCCUAUCACUCCAGCUAUUAUAAUUAAAAUACUAAUUAAUUAAUUGCUAUUUGGAAAGUAAGCAAGAAAGGUGAUAUUGGUUUAUGUGUUAUCUCUAGUGGCUAGGCAUAAAAAGAAAUUAACUUAGCAGGAAGUCCUUAAGUUAGAAACUGUGUUAUUGGAAGAGAUUGGAAUUGGGGUGAAGACUAUGAAUCGAUUUAAGAAUAAUAAAUACCUCAAAUUACAAAUGGUUUUACUAGAGUUAAUUGA